This is a messenger RNA of Funneliformis geosporum, 152 nucleotides long. The record is from the annotation of a GenBank genome assembly. Lineage: Eukaryota; Fungi; Glomeromycota; Glomeromycetes; Glomerales; Glomeraceae.
GAUUGGAUCUGAAAUCUUUGGAGCAACAAUUGCAUCCCGAUAUAUGAGGAAUUCACAUAUAUUAGCGAAAUUUAUACAAAGUGAUGAGACGACAGAUAUAUUUCCUGGUGAAGUACAAUAUUAUUUUGAACAUUCACUUGACCUUUCAAUAG